Rhea pennata is the source of this 2457-nucleotide messenger RNA. RefSeq lists its product as uncharacterized. Gene Ontology annotation, molecular function: serine-type endopeptidase inhibitor activity. The record is from RefSeq and is a predicted model, not a curated record. Bases 1 to 2457 code for a protein of 818 amino acids. Gene Ontology annotation, biological process: negative regulation of endopeptidase activity. NCBI's taxonomy places the organism in Eukaryota, Metazoa, Chordata, Aves, Rheiformes, Rheidae. The transcript is spliced from 8 exons.
AUGAAGCUGUUGUUUUACCUGUGUCUUUUAAUUGUGGGGCUUCAUUCUGAAAGUUAUUACUAUGAGCAUUAUCCACAAGGUGUAAGAAACCAAAAUCAAAGAGGCCAAGAAAACCAAUAUAUGCCACAGCAGUCUGUAGGGAAGAGUGUUUGUCAGUUUGCGUGUUGUUUCUACAAAGAGAUUUCUUCUCGUGAAAACAAUGGGAAUAUAUUCUUCUCUCCUUUGAGCAUCUCCACUGCUCUUGCAAUGCUGACUCUCGGUGCUAGAUCAGACACUCUGACACAGAUUCUUAGGGUUCUUAACCUUAAGCCACCUGAGAUUUCUGAAAAUGACAUACAUGAAGAUUUUCGUCAACUCAUGCAAAUGCUAAACAGGAAGAAUAAAGCGUUACAGCUGAAUAUGGGAAAUGUCCUGUUUGUCCUUGAUGGACUGAAACCACAAGAUCAAUUUUUGUAUAAUCUCAGAAACUUUUAUGAAGGAGAAGUUUAUCCUAUGAACUUCAAGCAGGCUGAUCAAGCCCAGGUGAAGAUCAAUGAAUAUGUAGCAGAAAGAACCAAUGGAAAAAUCAAAGACCUAAUAAAUAACCUUGAUCCACUUACUGAAAUUCUCCUCAUUAGCUAUAUUUAUUUUAAUGCUGAGUGGGAAAAACCCUUUGAUCCAAAAAACACUAAAAAGGACAAAUUCUUUGUGGAUGGGAACAAGGCGGUUCAAGUCCCGAUGAUGUUUGGAAUGGGCCUGUUCAAGCAUGGCUAUGAUAAACAGCUGUCUUCCACUGUGUUGCAAAUGGAUUACAAAGGAGGUGCUUCAGCCUUUUUUGUUUUGCCUGAUAAGGGAAGAAUGAAGAAGUUGGAAAAAAAAUUGUCUUGUGAAUGUGUGUCAAGAUGGAGGACAUUAGUCUCAAAAAGCUCAGCAAAUGUGUAUCUUCCAAAAUUCACUCUUUCUGGGACGUAUGACCUAAAAAAUGUGUUAUAUAAAAUGGGCAUUAUGGAUGUAUUCACCGAUAAGGCUGACCUAUCUGGGAUCACUGGACAGCCCCAGCACAGAAUUUCCCAGGCUGUUCAUAAGGCUGUGGUAAAGGUGGAUGAGACUGGCACCGAAGCUGCAGCUGCCACGGGCAUGGAAAUAGUGCCCAUGUCCGUUCCUGCUACCAUUAUAUUCAACAGGCCCUUCCUAAUGAUCAUGUAUAUGAAUGACAAUGUGCUAUUCAUGGGUAAAAUUGUGGAUCCUCUGAAAAAUCUUUGUGCUGUAACCCACUGCCACCAUGGAGACGUUUGCCAUGAAGUCAAUAAUACGAAUCUGCAUGAUGGAGUAGAAAAUUUAUUAAAGCAUGACUGUCACAAACGAGGCUCUAACUAUGCAGAUUUUGUAUUUAGAUUUUACAAGCAGAUUAUAGCAAAAGAAGCUGACAAAAAUGUUUUCUUUUCUCCCAUGAGCAUCUCCACUGCCUUUGCAAUGCUGUCUCUUGGUGCUAAGUCAACCACUCUGUCUCAGAUUUUGGAAGGACUGGGCUUUGGCAGUGUUGCUGAGGCUCAUGUAGAACAUAUACAUGAAAGUUUUCAUAAAGUUUUAGCAGUACUGAAUUGUACUGAUGUUAACAUCACAUUAAAUAUAGGAAAUGCCCUUUUUACAGCUAUUGGGCUUGAACCACAGGAGGCAUUUUUAAAAAAUACCGAACAGUACUAUGAUGCAGAUUUUUUUUCUUGCAAUUUCCAUAAGGAAGAAGAAGCCAAGAGGCAAAUCAAUAAUUAUGUAAAGGAGAAAACCAAGGGGAAAAUUCCUGAAUUAAUUGAUCAUCUUGAUGGCAAUACUAUAAUGGUUCUUAUUAACUACAUUUAUUUUAAAGCUGCCUGGGAAAAACCUUUUGCUCUUCAGUAUACCUAUGAGGAUGAUUUCUUUGUGAACGGAAAUGCAUCUGUUAGUGUCAACAUGAUGCGAUGUGAAACUACCUACAACAGUUACUAUGACCAGGAUCUCUCUUGCGAGGUGGUAGAGCUGCCUUACCAAGGCACUGCACGAGCGUUGCUCAUUCUGCCUGAUGAAGGAAAAAUGAAACAAGUGGAAGAUGCUCUUUCAAAAGAAACUAUUUGUAAGUGGGAUAACAGACUUGAAACCAGAAGAGUAAAUUUGCAUUUACCAAGGAUUUCUAUCAGUGGCUCUUACAAGGCUGAUGAACUGUUGAAGGAAAUGGGCAUUACUGAUGUAUUCUCUGGUAAUGCUGAUCUGUCUGGAAUUACUGGCAACCAUGGUCUCUAUGUUUCAAAAGCAAUUCACAAGGCCCUGCUGGAAGUAGAUGAAGCUGGGACUGAGGCUGCAGGAGCCACAGCCAUAAUUAUUAGAAAAGUUUUGCAUCCUUCUGUUACCAUCAAAUUCAACAGGCCCUUCAUUAUGCUGAUUUCUGAUAAAGCAACCAGCACCACACUUUUCAUGGGGAAAAUUGUCAAUCCUACUGAGAAGUAA